UUUUUAUUUUUUUACGAAAACAUCCUUGAAAAAGUGUGCUGGCUUUGUAUGAAUGGCGUCCUCCAUGUAAUGAUCAUCUUCAUCUGGGAAAACGAGUGCUGUCGUGUUGCUGACUGAUUUGAUAUCUUUCCUUGGGUUUUUUUCGUGUUUAUUUCGGAUUUUUCGAAUUCGUCAAGAAAAGUGUGCUGAACCUUGCUGCUGAACCAUGUCACAAUCAGGGAUCAUUGGAGCGGGAAUCCUGGCCGUUGGGUUGGGACUCCUCAUCAAUCUGUCUAUCCACAAGAUAGAUGAGGGUCAUGUUGGUGUGUAUUACAGGGGUGGAGCUUUGCUUUCGACAGUCAGCGAUCCAGGCUUCCAUUUUAUGAUGCCAUUUCUGACAUCCUAUCGCACUGUACAGACAACUCUGCAAACAGAUCAAGUAAAGAAUGUUCCCUGUGGAACCAGUGGAGGUGUGAUGAUCUACUUUGACCGUAUAGAGGUGGUCAACAAACUGGACAUUAACGCUGUAUAUGACAUCGUGAGGAACUACACUGCUGAUUACGAUAAAACACUCAUCUAUAACAAGGUUCACCACGAACUCAAUCAGUUCUGUAGCAUGAACAACCUCCAGGAAGUCUACAUUGAUUUGUUCGACCAGAUAGAUGAGAACCUCCGGGUGGCCCUACAGAAGGAUCUCAUAACUAUGGCCCCUGGACUGACUGUCCAGGCUGUCAGAGUGACUAAACCAAAGAUCCCAGAACAGAUCCGUAAAAAUUAUGAAGCAAUGGAGGCAGAGAAGACCAAACUGCUGAUCUCCAUACAGAAGCAAAAAGUGGUGGAGAAGGAGGCAGAGACAGAGAGGAAAAAGGCCAUCAUCGAGGCUGAGAAACUGGCAGAAGUUUCCAGGAUUCAGUGGGAACAGAAAGUAACUGAAAAAGAGUCUCAAAAAAGGAUAUCUCAAAUUGAAGAUUUAACACAUUUGGCAAAAGAAAAGGCAAAGAGUGAUGCCCAGUUUUACGCUGCUGAAAAAGAAGCUCAAUCCAAUAAGGUAAAGGAAUCCGUUAUAAUUUACAGAUCGGUGAACCACAAACAACACUAUACAGGGUUCUAUUGA
This is a messenger RNA of Mizuhopecten yessoensis (Yesso scallop), 1093 nucleotides long. RefSeq names its product erlin-1-like. Gene Ontology annotation, molecular function: cholesterol binding; ubiquitin protein ligase binding. The coding region runs from base 206 to 1093 and encodes 295 amino acids. The record is from RefSeq and is a predicted model, not a curated record. Lineage: Eukaryota; Metazoa; Mollusca; Bivalvia; Pectinida; Pectinidae. Gene Ontology annotation, biological process: SREBP signaling pathway. Gene Ontology annotation, cellular component: endoplasmic reticulum; endoplasmic reticulum membrane. The transcript is spliced from 10 exons.